UAGAAAUAACGAUGAUGUCUCUUCCUGGAGCUCCUGGCCCGCGCACCAAAAGUAAAUAAUCGAAGCGAGCCCCCCUCUUCCCCCAUCUCGACAAUUUACAUCUCUCUUCUUUCUUUCCAUCCCACCCUUCUUCCCACCCCGACACCCCCCUGUUGCAUAAUCCAGCGCCAGCGACAAUUACUGCCUGGACACCCGCCCUGUACUGCGCCCCCACGCCACUCUAGCUCGCACAGCCGGCCACAGCCCGUAUCUCCCUACGCGUCUACCUCCGCGGGUCUACCUUUCCAGUAAAUUCGACGUCCUUAGCGCAGGCCACCUGACACGCAAAGCCACGAAUUUGCCGACUUGUCACCGUUAUUCGGCUUGCACGGUUUCGGGAUUUUUAGCUCUAUCAAACAGCUGUUCGCGCGUGUCCAUCCACUCGACACAUCUGUUCUCCACAAGAGAUUCAGCCACCAUGCCCGCUGAAGCCAAGGCGAACGAAAAGUACCAGGCAGCGGCAGCUCAGCAGCCGGCCGCGGUCUGCAUCCUCAAGUCCCCGGUCGAUGCCAUCCACAUACUCGAAGCUGUCAGGCUGGGCAUUGUGCCCCGGGUCACACGGCGGCUCACGGGUCAUGAGCGCUCUCUGAUUCGUCCGGGAACAGUCUGGGUCUGGGAAGAAGAGGAGACCAAUAUGCGGCGCUGGACGGAUGGACGUCGAUGGGGCGCUUCUCGUGUGGGGAAUGGUGGAUUCUUGGUGUACAAUGAGUCUCUCGAGUCUCUGUCUCCCCCUCAUGCCGGGGGUGAUAUGCCCUAUGGCGAUCCUUAUUACCAAAUCCCUCCUCGCCGGCCCGACAGCCUCGUCAAGCAGACCUACUCUACCAGCAUGACUCACCCCGUCACUGGCAAGGUCAAGAAGUUUCAUGUGGUGGCUUAUGCCAGCAAGCAUAAUCCGGGUGGUGAUGGUACGAACCCCCUUCCCCAGCCGCACCAGCUUCCUGCCCUCCGACACCUCCAGGUGCAGAGCGGGAUCUGGCCUGAAUGGGAGACGAGGAGAGAGGCCGACUUUACCCGACGCGCAGCUGCUGCGAAGCAAGCUCUGUACGCUGCCAGCAAUGGUGUCCCGUCGAACAAUCCUGCCUCCGCCCCAGCUCCUCCUGCCCCUCAACAAUACCCGACUCAGCCAGUACCUCCCACUGCUUAUCCUCCGGUGUAUCCGCAGGAUGCGUACCACAGACCCAUGGCUUCCCCCGGUUACCACCAGCAGUACAUGCCUUCUCCAAACGUGGCCCCUCUAGAAGGCGGGAUGUACCCCCCAGUUGGCAAGUUCACUCAGCCAUAUCAAUCCCCUCGCAGAGAGCCAACCGAACUUUAUAAUGCAGGAUACCCACCUUCUCGAGCCGUCUCACAAACCCCCACCCCGAUGGCGCGAGAGGCCGCGGCCCGCUAUCACCCGUACGGCGCGCCGCCCCAUCGAUCCACUGAUCGCAGGGUCAGCCCUUACCCUCCCCAAGCGCCUCCAUCUCGAUCGACUACUCCUGUGGGUGAAUACCCCAGAGAGGCAGAUGGUUAUGGCCCGGCGUCGUGGGCCAAUGCACCUAGGGUCUCGCCUACUCAGUCAUACUCUUCCUACAACUAUCCUCGGUCCGGAGAGGCAAGCAGACCAAGGCACUUUUACGAGCCUCAAGUGGCCCCUCCUUACAAUGAGCACGUCAAAUCCGAAUAUGGUGUCGACCCUGCCUACGGCAAUGACCCCAGGCGAUAUGCAUAUGAAGAGGCCGAGGUGCCCCGCCGUGGUCUUACGCCUUAUCAGCAAAAUCCCUCGUCAUACGGCCAGCCUGUGCCCAGCACGGAGGACCUUGGACAGUACCCUCCCUAUGGUGCCCCAAGGUCGCCGAGGGCUUCCAGCAGCCAGGGAUACAGCGCGUCUGGUGUCACCCUUCCACCUUUGAGAGCGGCGUUUGGCGAGGAGAGUGGGCAUAACUCUGCGAAGGUUAGCCCGGAAAAUAAGAGAGAGGGGAGCGAGAGGCAGAGCCAGAGCCCCACAGAGGUUGGCGCCAAGCCUCAGCAGAGGAACGGAUGGGGAGAAGAUGCCAGGCAGCUGGGUGAGCUGGGAAGGAGGAUGGUGUUGUAAGAGGUGGCGUCUGAGGUUAUAUCAUCGCGAUUAUUAGUAUUAGAGAACGUUUUCAUCUCGUGUGACGUGGUUCCGAGAGACGUUCAGCUCUAGAUUUGUUUGUACAGUAUGCUGGUCAUGCAGAUCAUCCCCUAUAUGUACACGCUGCC
Molecule: messenger RNA, 2262 nt
Organism: Cryptococcus amylolentus CBS 6039
Lineage: Eukaryota; Fungi; Basidiomycota; Tremellomycetes; Tremellales; Cryptococcaceae
Exons: 5
Coding region: 458-2113 (551 amino acids)
Molecular function (GO): DNA binding
Source: RefSeq, a predicted model, not a curated record